CGUUUGUGACGAUUGAACGUGACCGUUGUUUGCUUGACCCGGCACGCAUAUGAAAUUCAAAAGACUGUGUAUCUCUAUUUGUAAUACCGAAACCGCGAUCGUCUACGACCCGUCGAAUAACGCGAGUGGGUUCAUUUGUGCGAACAAUAAAUAUUUCCCGUAUGAUCGACGUAAUUCGGUCUUAACCUUUAACGUAAAAUGUCGGGUAGAGUGAUGCCAGAGCGCAGAUUCCUCAGUCGUUCCUUCACCACUAAAAUUGCCUUGGCACUUUUGUUGUUAGUAAUAUUUUUUGGAUUCCCUGCUCUUUGCGGGGCGCACGGACAUUCACACGAUGAACCACCGAGCUUCAAAUACACUAAAGAGGCAAAUGAACAAUUCAAUCAGAAGGCGCAUUCACAUCAUCACAGCCACUCAGAGGAACACGAACACGACCAUCAUCAUGAGGGAGGUUCCCACCCAUCUAAAUCCCAAGACACCGCUUCAGGUCUGGUAGAUAGAGAUCUCAUGUCACUCUGGAUAAAUGCGGUUGGAUCAACCCUCUUGAUCUCUGCUGCGCCAUUCCUAAUCCUCUUUCUGGUGCCUUUGGAUAAUACCAAAGAGAAAGAGCCCUGGCUAAAAUUGGUACUUAGCUUUGCUUCUGGUAGCUUGCUAGGUGACGCAUUCUUGCAUUUGAUUCCCCAUGCCCUCACACCUCAUUCUCACUCUAACGACAAAUCUCAUGCACAUAGUCAUAGCCAUGAUGGAGGAGAAGAACACGGGCAUGACAUGACUGUUGGUCUUUCGGUUUUGCUUGGGAUAAUUACGUUCCUGGCAAUCGAAAAAGGCGUACGAUUGAUCAAGGGGAACCAUUCUCACUCCCAUAGUCAUGGCGGUGCGGCAAAAGAGAAAAAGCAUAGCAAGGCUAGUGACAAAGACAAGUCUUCGUCAGUAAAGAAGAAAGAACCUGUCGAAGAUAUAAAGAUUGCUGGCUACUUGAAUUUAGCUGCUGAUUUUACACACAAUUUCACAGAUGGACUCGCGAUUGGAGCCAGUUAUUUAGCUGGAAACAAAAUUGGCAUUACGACUACAAUCACUAUUUUAUUUCAUGAGGUGCCUCAUGAAAUUGGAGAUUUUGCUAUCCUUAUUCAAAGCGGAUGCAGUCGAAAGAAGGCUAUAUGGCUACAACUCAGCACUGCGCUAGGAGCUGUCACUGGAACUUGUGUUUCGUUGUUAGCCGAAGGAGCAGGUGAUUUUGCAACCUCCUGGAUACUGCCAUUCACCGCUGGUGGAUUCAUUUACAUUGCAACUGUGUCUGUGAUACCUGAGCUCUUGUCUGACACCAAAUUUUGGCAGUCUAUCAAAGAGAUAGCCGCUUUGCUAUUUGGGGUAUUUGUGAUGGUACAAAUAGCACAGUACGAAUAAUUAUUAAUCUCUAGUAGGUUUAGUAAACCUCCGUGGGAUAUCUGUGCGUGGCUUCCGACAAUGUAUUUUUUGUCAAACAUUUUAUUAAUGCUAGGUUAAUUUCAGUAAGCCCGUUUGAUUAUUGAGAAUAUUUACUGCAGUACGAGGACCGUAUCUAAAUAACUUCUUUAUAAUAAAAUUUUGUGACUUGUGUUCAAGAGAUAUUAGUAUACAAAUAUAUUUUUCAUUCAAUCUAUGGGCAAGAAUUAUUCAUUUCAUAGCGUGAUCGAAUAGUGGGAACAAUUUGCGUAGAUUUUACAGUGACCAACACAUAGUCAUUAUUCAAUGGGAGGCAGAUAACACUUGACCGACUGAGAAUUAUUUGAUAUUACAACGGGUAAGGUACCCUUGUGGGUCCAUAUUAUAUGAUACAUCACAUAAUUUGUUAAAAUUCGAACAUCAUCAUGUGCCUGAUGUGAAUGAUAAUUGACUCGCCUAUCAACCAUUCGUCAUGUAGUGCACGGUAUCGAAUUGAGAUAACAAUACUUAUAGCAUGAAAGCAAUUUAUAAAUUUUGAUCUAAUUUAGACUUCAAUGAUCAAACGUGACAGACUAAUGAAAAAGAAUUGAAGAGUUUCGUUAAUGGCCAGAGAACAUUGAACGAGUCAUACGAUACCCACGUAAACCACAUUUGUAAGAUAUUUCAGUCUCGUUAGCCAAUUAUUGUUCAACCAAAAGAUCUGUGGAGACUUGAGUAUCCUGAUGACUUGAAUACCACCAUCAACCAGUAUCUCUUUUGAAAUAUAUAAUCAUGCAGAAUUAA
Messenger RNA from Athalia rosae (coleseed sawfly), 2202 nucleotides. It is a transcript of the gene Catsup, whose product is annotated as protein catecholamines up. Gene Ontology annotation, biological process: zinc ion transmembrane transport; intracellular zinc ion homeostasis. Gene Ontology annotation, molecular function: zinc ion transmembrane transporter activity. NCBI's taxonomy places the organism in Eukaryota, Metazoa, Arthropoda, Insecta, Hymenoptera, Athaliidae. The record is from RefSeq and is a predicted model, not a curated record. Bases 199 to 1401 code for a protein of 400 amino acids. Gene Ontology annotation, cellular component: membrane. The transcript has 3 exons.